GAAAAGCGGUGAAGAAACUACCUCACUGGGAAUGUCAUCAUUACCAACUUCAGGUGGAGUCAGCCGUCCAGCCCGUCCUUUAGGACAGAGCCCUGAGAUAGGUAAUCCUGCGGGCCUUGCUCGCUCGGUCUCUGCUUCAGUCUGCCCUUUCAAGCCCAGUGACCCGGACGACAUCAAACCUAAAGCUGUGAAGGCUUCAGCUGAAUUCCAGAUCACCUCUGAGAAGAAAGACCGUGUUCCUCUGCAGGAUUUUCCUGGUCGUGCUUCUCCAGCAGACCAGAGUCCAGCUAUGCCUUUGCAGAGUUCAUCCGAAGAAGCCAUCGUUGCAGAUAACCGAAGAAGCACCCAGGGCCUCACGUCUCAUCUCCACACGAGACAAGAAACUAGUUUGUCUGUCACAACAAGUAGGAUGCAAGAACCACAGAGGUUCCUAGGUGAAAAGGGUUGGCAUCCAGAAUGUCAGAAUCUGAGUCAAGCGAAUGGCCUUUGGCAGCACGAAGAACCAGAGAGCAAACAGCGUGAGGUUGUACAGCAGAGUGCUCUACGUGACCAGGACCAUCUUUGUAACACAGGGGACCUUGAACUUCUUGGAGGAAGGCAACAGGUUCAAACAGAAAGUGUUGAUGUGGAAGCUACAAUGGAAAAAGACAGGCUGCAGCAGAAUGUGGGUCUUCCAGGUACACAGAAAAAUAUUCCACCUUCAGGAUGCUCUGACUGCUCAAAUUCAGAAACAUUUAUGGAAGUAGAUCUAGAUGAACAGUCUCUAGUCGCUGUGCUUAAUUCAGCAGGCGGUCAGAAUGCCAACGUCAAGAACAUCGGUGCAUCUGAUCUCACCUUAGAUAAUCCCGUGAUGGAAGUAGAAACAUCAAAAUGUACCUCUUCAUCUGAAAUUUUGAGUAAUUCCAUUUCCACUCAAAACUUACAGCUCCCAGAAAGUAAUGUUGAAAUGUCUGGAACAAAUAAAGAAUAUGGGACUCGCUCCCCCUCUUUAAGUCUGUGUAGCGGUUGUCAUCCUUCUGUGGAGUCAGCAGAGGAAUCUUGCUCAUCUAUAACAGCAGCCUUGAAGGAACUUCAUGAACUUUUGGUCAUUAGUAGUAAACCAGCUUCAGAAAAUACAUGUGAAGAAGUCGUCUGUCAAUCAGAAAUGAUAGCUGAGGGCCAAACAGGUGAUGAGGACCUUUCUGAAAGAUGGACCCCAAAUAAGCAUCUCACAGCUACCCAGAGUGAACAGUGUUCACAGGUCUCCUCUCAUCAGGCUGUAUCUGUGUCAAUGAAGACAGAAAAAUUAACAGACACUUCUGCUGGCGCAGGGGUAGAAGAUGUAGAAAAUAUUAACAUCAGGGGUCCAGGCGAUGGCCUGUUAACUGAUAACGAAGGUGUCCCCAAGUCUAAAGAAUCAGUAAACGAGAGCAAUCCUGUCACUCCAGCCUCGGCUAAAAUGUCUAAUCAGUUACACUGCACCUUAGGUGUUGAAAUUUCACCUAAACUCUUAGCAGGUGAGGAUGCACUCAGUCAGACUUCAGAGCCAACUAAGUCCUUGUCAUCAGAUUUCAUCUUGGUUAAAGAUUUGGGUCAGGGCACACAGAAUCCAGUGACAGACAGGCCUGAGACCAGAGAAGAUGUCUGUCUGGAAGCUGCAGGGCCACUUCUUGAAUUCGAGCCACCUACUAGCUACCCAUCCUCAAGUCUCUCCAUUCUUACACCAUUAAUUUUUCCUGCUGCAGACAUCGACCGGAUUCUCCGUGCUGGCUUUACCUUGCAGGAAGCUCUUGGGGCUUUGCAUCAAGUUGGUGGAAAUGCAGACCUUGCACUUCUCGUUUUGCUGGCAAAGAACAUUGUAGUUCCUACAUAACCAUAGAAAAGUGGGCUAGACCUUACUCCAUUCCCUUAAAGAAAGCUAUGUAUACACACACACACACACACACUCACACUCACUCUCACUCACACACACACUCACACACUCACCACAUAUACAGUAUACGUAGGAACCUGCAAGCAGAAUGUUGAGCCAGAUUUUUUUUUUAAAGAUUUUUUUCGGCCAAAGUAAUUUAUGCUCUCUUGUCUGAUGAAUUUGUCUAUUCUAUUUGUUAAAAUUUGGGCCUUUUUAAAUGUAUUGGCAGUAUGUGCAUACAGAAACUUUUUAUUCUCCUUAAGGUGAUGUAUUCUGGAAUAAAAUUGAUGGUUUCGUGUAUAGCAUACCAUUUUAGAAUGAGAGUGAAUGCUUUGAAAAGCAGAAGCUGUGAGAAAUCCCACCACCCAUGCAGCUAAAAGGUGAUUAUCUUCACACUUUGGCUGCGUCUGUGCUGUAGGCAAGGUAUGGCUUGUUGAUUCAGUUGUCAAGUUACAAACUUUUGACCACGUGGUUUGGUGUUUGGAAUUCUACCCAGUGCUCUCUGUGUAUUAUGAUUCACCAGUUAUAACGGGAAAUUGGAGAAUAAUUGAAUAAUAUUCUAGAGUGGUUAUUUAUGUGGUUAGGAUUUGACAUUUUAAAGGAAUCAGUCAAAAGGGUUUAAAACUUGGGUUACUUUGUAUAUCACAGGCUGCUGCAUAGAUUGCCAAAUGCCUUGGAUGAAAUCUUGUGGGAGAAUUUUCAUUAGAUUGAAACAUGGUGCUACCCAGAUUUAAAAAAACAAACAAACCUGUAAUUCCAUUUGCAAAUGUCUUGGUGAUGUUUCAAGAACUGUGAGUGAAAAAUAAUGGCCUAAAACACUGGAAUUUACUAGAGAUUGGGUUUGCUAGCAUCUCACUGAUUACACCUCAACCCUGAAUGACUAAUGAUGAACUUAAGUUCGGCCGAUGGGUUGAUUGCCAGCAGUUUGUUUCCUUUCUAAACUCAUCUUCUAGCAGGUUCUAUAGCUCAGUUUGAGCUGUGAACUGAGUGAAAGAGGAAGCGUGAACCUUGUCACCAGUUCAUCGCGGUGCUCGAAAUGGUCGGUGUGUUCGGUGGCUGUCCGUCACGGCAGUGGAAGUAGCAGAUGCAGUUUCUGACUUAAGUGGCCUUGGUAGAGUUUUUCAUCCUUUCCUUUCCUCAGGAGUUUCUUUUUUUAAGCAAGAUUCGCCAUAUUUGUGUUUACUGUGUCAAGUUAGAGUGGGGCAUAGUAUGUAGAUGUAUUUAUUGUGGCCUUUUUUUAUAUGAGGACGAGCCCUUGGGAAUCAUUGUUCUGUGGGCCCCACUGUGCAAUAAUCCUACUGGAUAGAUUUUAAAUAUUUUUUUUUUUUUCCCCUGGAAGCUCUCUUAUGUACCUAGCAGGAAUCUAAAAGGUUGAUUUUAUUGAAAAGAAUUUUGAGCAUGAUAAUUCGCAAUUCCAGGUUACAGUUUGCAAUGUGUUUGAAACAGAACUUUUGAAAGGGUGAUUUGUGAACUUAGUGUUAAAUGAUUUUGUCUAAAGUCCGACUCUCUUUGAAAACUUAUUCCUUCCAUCAAAAUUCACAUCAUUUAGCACAAUCAAAAUGGAGGCUCAUAUCUCAGGAGUUUUUGAAAUUUUAAUUUGGGUACACUUAAAGACAUUUCUACUCUAUUCCAUCCUCUUUCUUUUGGCUGUGAUGUUUGUGUGUGUGUUAGGAGACUUUAGAAAUGUUACAGAAAGUAACAUAGAUUCAUCAUGAUCCUCUGAAGUUAGGAAGUGAUUGACAGGAGUUGUAGUUCACAGUUUUCAAGAGGGCACUCAGAACAACAGGGUAGCCAGAUUGUCUUUAAAAUGUCCUUUUAGACAAUCACAUGUUACAGACCCUUUUGCUUGCCCUACACCAAAGAUGUAAGAUGCGCUAGGAAGCUGCUUAUAGGAUUUCUGUCAAUCAAUUCUUAGAGCUGUGAUUGUAAUUAAGUAGUUGAUUGAAGCAAAAUCUAAUGACAAUGCAAUGGGCCCCUGUAUUUACUUUAUGGGUGGUGGUUUGGAAUUUAUUCUAAACUAAUAAAUCUUUAGGGCCACGGAGUGAGGUGGAUGUCAGGUGGAUGUUGGGUAGAGGAACUAACCAAUGACAAUAGGCUCCUCCAAAAAGGCCUUUUGUGUGAAGAGAGGCCUCAGGGUUUCCUGUGUGAGUAGAUGGCUUAUACCACUCAGAGGCUUGGCCACUGACUUUUCACAAUGUGGAGAUUUGAGGAUCUAUCCCAGGGGGAGUAUGAAUAUCAGUCUGGAAAAGGUUUCAUUGCAAUAGCUUUUUAAUGUAUAUGUAUAUUUAUUUCUAGAAAAAAAGUUGACUAGGCCUCUAAUUGUACAUGUAUUCUUGUUAGGAAUACUUCAAAUGAGUUUAACCCACUUGCCAAAUAUCCUUGCCCUUUUUCAUCGUUUAUUUUUCAGUGUGUUUAAUUGAUUUUAAUUUUAAGAUCCUCCUGUCCAUUUGUAUGAAAGUAAAGUCGUUGCCGUUGUUAGGGUUUUGAAGGAUGUUUAAAUUCGGCAAUUCUAGAACACAAAGGGAAUUAAGGAACAUGACGCUAGUGAACCUUCAUUGUCAACUUUUAUUCAACGUGCAGAAAUUAGAGAUUAACUCCUCCAAGAAUAAGACAAAAUCAUUGUGAAACUCCUCUGGUUACCAACAGAACUGAUAACAGCCAGCCAUAUCCAGUAAUGGGCCACUUUACUGGACAACUCCUUUGCCAUAACCAGUACUGGACAAGCUCUCUUGAUUAGCGCGUACCUCCAAGGAUGGUCUCAGUUUAUUCACCAAAGAGAGGAGAAGGUUUUUAUGUAUAACUUCUGCAUUUUCCCUUGAGAUGGUUCCUGUUUGUAAGAAUGUGCUUGGUAACUAGACAGCUAUAUCUAGGCUAUAGAUUUUGCCCAUUAAAGCUGGUAAGAAUUAUUUCUACUUGGACCUGUUUAGACCUCCAGACACCAGCCAGUAGCCUUCAUCCCACAGUUUGGGCUUUAGCUGUAAAUAUACAAGAUUACCAGUUGCUUGGCAAAAGGAACUGGAUAGAUGGUGAGUGUGCGUUAAAACUGUUUGCCUUGCAGCCUACGAAACUUCCUAGAGCUCCUUAUCUCCAUAUGCACUAAAGGGAAAUGAACCCCAUGUGUUUUUUUCCCAAAGCAUUUCUCCAGCAAGAGGGUUGCAUAAAAAUGAAAAGAUAUAUGAGACUUUGUAUCACAGAUUUUAUGAUAACCAGUUAAAGUGGAAUCUGCCUGUUCUUCCUUUAGCACUUCUGUCUCUAGUAAAAGCCAUAAAAAUUUCAUUGGUUUAACCAUCAGCUCAUGUGUAUAUAUACAUGUGAUUGACAGAUGCCGUACAGUUCAUUUUACAUAGAUUAAAAAGCAAACAGUUUUCAUAUCUACAGAUAUGUUCUUCAUUGGUGGUGGCUUUUCUCCCACCAUGUGUAUAAAAAACUGCCUUGCAGGUAACUGGCCAGGAGAGUGCAUUCUGAUUUCUUACCUGUUUGCCACCUGCCAUGAGGGUAAAGAGGAUCAUUGAACUGUUACAUAUUUCAGACUUAUCACUGGUAACGUAAGGGAAGCUAACUGGAUUGUGCAUUCUGCCAUUCCAAAAAUACCAAAAAGCCAAAUUUUUCCUUCCAAUUUGGUGACUUAGUGUAGUCUGACUAAACAAACAAAAAAAAAAACAAAGUUAUCAAAAGUUUCCCUUCCCAGAAGAUGGAUGUUGCCUUUCAUGGUAGGAGUCCCAAAAAAUAAACAUAGCUUUGUCUAUGAAUUAAAAAUACCGAUUCUUAACAAAGUAAGUUCAAGCAUGUCCUUGAGAACUGGAAAUGUAAAAUCAUGGCUCAAAUUCUGUACUUUAGUGGCCCCUCGGUAGGUGUCACUAAGAGUUCAUUGAAUAAACUGAAGAACUUAGGGGUGAACCUUC
Pteropus alecto (black flying fox) is the source of this 5793-nucleotide messenger RNA. RefSeq names its product regulator of solute carriers 1 (gene RSC1A1). NCBI's taxonomy places the organism in Eukaryota, Metazoa, Chordata, Mammalia, Chiroptera, Pteropodidae. The record is from RefSeq and is a predicted model, not a curated record.